Vanderwaltozyma polyspora DSM 70294 is the source of this 951-nucleotide messenger RNA. Its product is annotated as SUR7/PalI family protein. Gene Ontology annotation, biological process: cortical actin cytoskeleton organization; endocytosis; fungal-type cell wall organization. NCBI's taxonomy places the organism in Eukaryota, Fungi, Ascomycota, Saccharomycetes, Saccharomycetales, Saccharomycetaceae. Bases 1 to 951 code for a protein of 316 amino acids. Gene Ontology annotation, cellular component: cell cortex; membrane raft; plasma membrane. The transcript has a single exon. The record is from RefSeq and is a predicted model, not a curated record.
AUGGAUCCAACAACGUUAGUAACUAUUAUAUCUCAUGUAAGUAGUUCUGGUGCCGGGUUGUUAAUGUCAUUUGUUGCUCUAUCAGGUUCUACUACGUCAGGAACACUUAAAGAUUUCUAUUGGUUUGAUGCGAAUACUUCAGGUAUUGGUGGGAUUGCACCAAAUAAGACAAGAUGGUUUAAUUAUAGAUGGUGUUCGAUAUCGAGUGCUGGUGAUAUAAUUUCUUGUACCUACAGUGAAGCAGCUACACCCUUCUCUCCUGUGGAUAACUUCCUUACUACAGUAGGAGUGCCAAAAUCAUUUAUCAAGAAUAGAAAUACAUAUUUCUAUCUAUCAAGAACAGCGUGGGGUCUGUGGUUAGUAGGCCUUAUUUUUAAUAUACUAAGUUUUGCUGGGACUAUUCAUACUAAUUUUUAUCAAACUCCCAGAUUAUUCAAAAGUUAUUCAGUGUUACGAUGGGUGGCCUUAUUUCUCACUCUGGUGUCGACUGUAUUGUAUACAGCUUGUUAUGCUAAAGCUCAAGAUGUAUUCCAUUCAUCGAAUUUAUCAGCAGCCAUGGGAUUGAAUAAUUUUGCGUUUGCGUGGGCUUCGGUAGCUAUUCUGAUUAUUGACACUCUUAACUCUAUAUAUUCAUUGAGAAAUUAUACUAGUCUAUUUGAGAAAAACAAAAUAAUUUAUCCUAAUAACAUUACUGGUCAGUAUCCAAUGGAAACGUAUUCCCAAGUAGGUUAUGGAGCUCCCCCACCACAUCUACCACCACAUCCUCUGGUAGUACCAGCGCCAGCACAAGCACCGACAGUACCAGCAGCAUCGCCAGGAGUGGCUAUAGACAAUGGUGAGAUCGAUCAUGUAGCGACACUAGAUAAUCAAUAUAGAGAACAGCAACCUCCUGUGACGUCGAAGAGCAGGUUCUUCACUAGGAUAAAGAGAAACAAACCAAUUGAUCCUUAA